AUGAUUGCACAACUCACGGAGUUGGGCCAUGAUUUCAAAGGCACACCCGCCCUGCAGUGGAUGCGUGAACACACCGAAGUGCCUAUUCUAGCGGUAGUCUUUUAUCUCGCCUUUGUUUUGUUUGUACCGAAUACCAUCAUGGCCCAUCGACCACCAAUAAAAAUGCGAUUGUGGAAUAUUCUCUGGAAUCUCGUACGCACAGUCUUCGCUGUUGGUGGGACUUAUUACUGUGUGCCGCAAUUAAUGGAAUGGUGUACGGCCUCUUUGAUUCCAAAUCUCCUUCCCCGACACUUACGAGAUCCGCAGCCAAUUGUAGAAGGGAGUUUUUAUACAUCUAUGUGUUAUUGGAAUAAAGGGAUGUUUCUGGAUGGCACAGCAGCGAUGUGGUUAUUACUCAUAAAUCUUCUUAACUUGUCAGAAUUAAUAAAUACCGUAUUUCUUGUUUUUCAGAAGAAACCGGUAAACUUUCUUCAUUGGUAUUAUCAUGCUACGGUGUUGCUUUUCUGUUGGCAUGCGUAUGUGACUCAGACAAGCAGUGGUCUUUGGUUUGCCGCUUUGAAUUAUUCUGUACAUUCCAUUUUAUAUUUAUAUGAUUUUCUCUUUGCUUGUGGACUUGGUAAAGUGAUUCGGCCCAUUGCCCCAGUUAUCUCCGCAUUAAAGAUUCUUCAAGUGUUGGCUGGUACCUUUAUUGUUGUUUACACGGCUGUGCAGCGGGCUGUACACCCUAAUGGCUGUGAUACCGCUAAUAGCAGUAUUCUUAUUGGAUUGUUAAUAUACGGCAGUUAUCUUUUACUCUUCUUUCGUUUCUUUUUACUGCGCUUGUCGCCUCAUCGGAUAUUCUUGAAGAGUCGGAAAAGUAAGAGGCGAAAGCCGUUGGUCUUGCAGAGUAUGGUGGGUGUAGUGGAUGGGGAGAAUCUCUUUGAAAUGGACGCUAAGCAUGGAUUAAGAAAGUAUGUGUAG
Molecule: messenger RNA, 960 nt
Organism: Trypanosoma theileri
Lineage: Eukaryota; Euglenozoa; Kinetoplastea; Trypanosomatida; Trypanosomatidae
Product: fatty acid elongase
Exons: 1
Coding region: 1-960 (319 amino acids)
Biological process (GO): fatty acid elongation, polyunsaturated fatty acid; very long-chain fatty acid biosynthetic process; fatty acid elongation, saturated fatty acid
Cellular component (GO): endoplasmic reticulum membrane
Molecular function (GO): fatty acid elongase activity
Source: RefSeq, a predicted model, not a curated record